Molecule: messenger RNA, 3105 nt
Organism: Xyrauchen texanus (razorback sucker)
Lineage: Eukaryota; Metazoa; Chordata; Actinopteri; Cypriniformes; Catostomidae
Product: monocyte to macrophage differentiation factor-like
Exons: 7
Coding region: 247-966 (239 amino acids)
Cellular component (GO): membrane
Molecular function (GO): pore-forming activity
Source: RefSeq, a predicted model, not a curated record
UCAGUCAGUCAGUAAUGAAGCGGGAUAGGGUUAAUGAAGGGCAGAUGUGAUCAAAUAAUCUAAUAUUUGGAUGAUUUCGGGCUGAUUUGAGCAGAUAUGGAGUCACGGAUGCGUUUAAAGGGACGGUUUGUUUCGCGGAGUGAUUGAUUUUGGUCAAUGGGGAUUUUCUCGAAGAUUCACACAUCAUCAGACGUCAAAGAGUCAUUCACUGAUCUCGGAUCUGUUUUAAAAUCUUAAAUCGCGGAGAUGAAGCGGGUGAACAGUUUCCAGAGGUUUAUGAACAAUCGGGCGGCUGCAAACUGCCGUUAUCAGCCCACGUGUUAUGAGCACGCUGCGAACUGCUACACCCAUGCGCUCUUGAUAGUGCCAGCGUUUGUGGGCGUGGCGCUGUUACACAGGCUGUCAGACGACCGCUGGGAGCGAAUCACGGCGUGGGUGUACGGUAUGGGUCUGAUCGCGCUGUUCCUCUUCUCCACUGUUUUUCACAUCAUUUCUUGGAAGAAGAGCCACAUGAGGUCUAUGGAGCACUGCUUCCACAUGUGUGACAGAGUCGUCAUAUACUUCUUUAUCGCUGCCUCAUAUACACCAUGGUUGAAUCUACGUGAGCUCGGGCCGUUCGCUGCUCACAUGCGCUGGUUUGUUUGGCUGAUGGCGGUUGCGGGAACGAUCUACGUGUUUAACUACCACGAAAAGUAUAAGUUGGUGGAGUUGGCGUUUUAUCUGACAAUGGGCUUUUUUCCCGCAUUGGUGGUGACAUCAAUGAGUAACACUGAUGGGCUGUCUGAGCUGGCGUUCGGAGGCUUUGUCUACUGCCUGGGUGUCGUCUUCUUCAAAUCAGACGGCGUCAUUCCGUUCGCUCACGCCAUCUGGCAUGUUUUCGUUGCGCUGGCUGCUGCCAUCCACUACUACGCCAUCUGGAAAUAUCUCUACCGCAGCCCGACGGCGGAGGAGAUCAGGGAUGCUUGAGCACUUCUCGAAACUGAGCAGAACAUUUCCUCGGUGUUUCUCAUGUGUUCUCAUGCUAACACCAGUUUACCAGUAUGACCAUGCAAUGUUUACGGGUGAACCAAAAGAAAUGUGUCAUGAACAUGUCUGGGUCAUAUUUCACCCUAAAAUAGAAAAUAAGGAUUUAUAUUUUGCAUGAAUUUAUAUUUUGCAAUUCAAAAAUCCUCUUUAUUGAAUUUAAAAGCAGUACAACUAAUACUACCAUAAUGUAUUAAUAUGAUAUUAAUACAGUUGAUAUUACAUAUUAAAUAUAUGUAAAUACUCCAUAAAAAACAUUCCUUGCACAAAACAUAAUUUCAUAUUUAAAUUUUGGUGUGAAAUAUGACUAAAUAUCAUUUUUUUGGCAUGUUUUGCAAGACCUUUACUGUGUGUGUGUGUGUGUGUGUGUGUGUGUGUGUGAGUGUGAGUGUGUGUAGAGUGUGUGUAGAGUGUGUGUGUCUGUCUGUAGAGUGAGUGUGUGUAUGUGUGUGUGUGUGUGUGUCUGUCUGUCUGUAGAGUGUGAGUGUGUGUGUGUGUCUGUAGAGUGAGUGUGUGUGUGUGUGUGUGUGUGUGUGUGUGUGUGUGUGUGUGUGUGUGUGUCUCUGUAGAGUGUGAGUGUGUGUGUGUGUGUGUGUGUGUGUCUCUGUAGAGUGUGUGUGUCAGUAUUGUGUACAUUUUCUUAAAGCAAAUGGACAUUUAGCUUUUGUGAAUCACUUCUGUUAUGAUCUUUUGAUAAUUUUGCACACGGUAGCUUCAUAUCAUCCGUAGUGAAUCAUUUUGGUUUUUUUAUACCUCAGCUGAACUUCAGCUAGUUGUUUUCUACACUCUUGAUCUCUCCUUCCCCCAUAAUCCGCUCUUUGGGCAGAAUCUGAAAGUGUUGCGUAGAGGUUUGUCCUAUGCAGCACUUUUCUAACUGGAAGAACCACUUCUGUUUUAUAAUCCGGUUUUAUCGGGAGAAGGAUGCAUUGAUCAAUCUGUAUCUCUGUCUUGUUUUCCAGUAAUAUCCAAACAUCCUUAAAACAAGGUCAAAUUAAUCGAGAAGCAGAAUUGCUUAUUUCCAGAGAAUAUGUCUAGACUGGGUUUCUGUUUCGGUGUUGAGAUCUACCAUUUUUGGGUAAAUACACACAAUGUUUCUGUCACUUUACAGUUUUUCACUGCCCGAAACGCCUUGAAGAAGCACUUGAUGGUGCGUCUAAAAUUCAGCACAAUUUUCAAUUCAUAUUUCAGAAAAAUAUAUAUAUUUAUUUUUUUGAUUUUGCAUUGAAAUGACCCCAACCCAUUCUAGACGGGGUUUAUGAGGUUCAUCUGACUGGGGGAAGAGUUAUCAACUGAGAUUUAAGGGCAAAAAAUAAACAUUUGUUGGAGUCUUUCAUUAAAUAACAGUUACCACGUUGGGCCUUUGCAUGUGUAAUAUCACUUGGAAAUGACAAUUAUGUUCAUAACGUUCAUUUUCCACCACAGUAUCCUGCAGAUAUUCCCUCUAAACCAUCAGCCAAUGAACUUGUCAAAACUUUAGAUUACUGGACUACAUUUCCCAUCAUGCAACUCACCAUGCCUGUAUUCUGUGACCAGGGCUGUGUGAUGAAGAGGAUCAUGGGAAAGUGAGUUCUUUUAAACGUCUGUUUUCAUUCCUGUGACUUUAAUUGGAUUUUUUACGCCUGUGACACUGUGAAUGCGUUCAGCUGUGAUUAUAAACAAGGGUUGGAUUGUCUUGUUAACACAGAACCUGUUACAGAACUGAUGUGUUCUCAAUAACAACACUGUGUGAUUCAAUCUCAGAGAUGUGUUGCUAGCAUGCUACACCCUGGUGCAGCUUUAGCACAUUAUUUGAGGUGUUGUUAAGUUUCACUGUGGUUGAUAAACACAUGCUUUAUUUUUUCAUGAUUGUAAUAUCAAGUCGUUGGAUGAACUGUGUUCGGACUGCAUGAUCAAGAGUCAUUAUGAAUUGUAGAUCUCUGGGACAAACUGACAUUUGUAAUAUUUUCUACAUCCUGUUUCCCGGCACAUGAUUCUGCACUGGCCUUUUCACAUCCAACAGAAAAACCUCUCGGUGUUUGGUGCUGGUUUUACAAGACUGUGUGUCCAAUACUUACAACGUUUCUAAAGUGUUAAUAAAAGAAA